Messenger RNA from Sungouiella intermedia, 1764 nucleotides. Lineage: Eukaryota; Fungi; Ascomycota; Pichiomycetes; Serinales; Metschnikowiaceae. The record is from the annotation of a GenBank genome assembly.
AUGUCUGCACGAGGCCCAUCAAUCGCCCCAAGAGCUGCGUUGGCACCACUGCCCCAAGGCGGAGCUUCUUCACCGGAAUCAUCCUCUCCAGGUGCCACUGUUACGUCUAUUGUAACCCUGAGGGAAUGGGUUCUCCCUCCACGUCCCAAACCGGGUAGAAAACCCAGCGUGGACACGCCAGCAUCAAAGAGAAAAGCUCAAAACAGAGCAGCACAACGGGCCUUCCGUGAGCGUAGAGCAACGAGGGUUCAGGAGUUAGAGCAGAAGUUGCUCGAAGUUGAGAAGGAAAAGGAGAUCAAAGAGAUGGGCUUGGUUAACACCAUCAAUAAGUUGAAGUUUGAGAACCAGUUUUUGACCAAGUCUUUGGACCAGCUCCGUGGCGAGUUCCAAUCUUUCCGCAAUACCUUGACUGGUGGUGCCUCUGCACGCUCAGACUCUACCCCAAAUGCUACUUCGGUGCCUAUGUCGUACACUUCUGAAACAACAAAUCCAUAUAAAUCUGAGAUUAGUCAGAGUGCACAGCAUUUGCUCAACUUUGCGAAAUCUCUGCCUAUGAACCACUCAGUGGGCUCUCCAGCACUGCUGCAAUACUCCGUACAACAAAUUCUGCCUGCCCCUUCCACAGAUUCGCCUCCUGCGGUGCCAAUGUUCCGCCCAGUGUUGAACCAAUCUCGUCCUUCUCAAAUCACUCCUCUUUCACAGAACACAUCGCCAGAGAAGCGCCACGCACAUAACUCUAAUGAUGAUUUCGACUGUGGUGUUUGCCUCAAGGAGCAGUGUCUCUGUGAAGACGUUGGAUUGAAGUCUCUGAACAAGUCACUCGAAGAGACAAUCAACACUUUCACUCCUAUGGCGGCUGUAUCCUUGCGUGGUAAGCGCAAGAGUACCAUCAGUGAAAUUGACUUCACUGCCGAAUUUUCUUUUAAGAAGAUGCCAGAUCUCAAGAGAUUACGCAAGGAUUCACUGGAACGUUCCAAUAAGAAGGAGCCAGAAUCCUCCAGUUCUGCUUUCAACGAAGAUUCUCCAGUGGAGAAUUGUGGUUUUUGUUCGGAUGACACUCCGUGUGUGUGCCGUGAGGCUGCUAAGGAGGCUGCUCGUUUAAACGCUUCAUUGAAGCCAAAAGAGGAAGAAGAGGAGCAUAACGAGGCCGGCCCUACACUGCUUCCUCCAAUUCAGGUGUCGUCCUCAACCAUGCGCAAGUCAUCCUUGCCUGUUAUGCACCCCGGUCCUACACUUGAGAUCCGUGAGUUUGCCAAUAUGUCUGGAACUGUGCCAACUGUGGUUGCCCAAGGCGAAGAGGAGACCGCAACACCAGCAGAAGAGGAGAAGUCUGGUUGCACAGGUAAUCCUGGAACAUGUAACCAGUGCCAAAUGGACCCAGUGUCUACUCUAUUUUGCAGCACUGUGGCUAGCAAGGCAGCAAGAGAGAAAGAAUCGCAAGAUAAAGAGUUGGAGAAGAUCCCUGAAGAGCAAAUUAAGGUGGAGUCUCCAGGAACUGAUGCACACAUAUCAACGACGUCGGAGCUCCCGAGUAGAGCAGGUCUGACGAAUCCUUCUACACCUCUUCCAUCAACACCUGGUGGAAGCACAUCGGGCAUUUUCAUUCCAUGCGCAGAUGCUUACAAGACGCUAUCGCGUCACAAGCGAUUCAAUUUGGUAGAUUUUUCAUCUCUUGUGGGACGGUUGACCACGCGAGGUAUGCUUGUGGAGGUUCAAUCGGUUGCCAAUGUCAUUCGGGAGUUGGACAGAAAAGUUUACGAUUAG